CGGCUGUUGAUUGGUCCGUGGACAGACCUGCCCUGUAGCAGCUGCCGUCAUCCCAUCAGACGUGCUGGGGAUGCUGGGGAUGCUGGGGAUGCUGACUGCUGCUGAUCCUCCUCUCUCCUCCUGCUGCUGCUGGCCUCUGUGAGGACCAAUCAGAUGAAUGCUGUGGAUCAGGGCUGAGAUGAGAUAAGCGUCCUCUGUCUCCGACCUGCUGCAGCGCCUCGUACGCAGGAAAGACGUGAACACUGGAAUACACGGGUUUGACGUAUUCUUCUGUCUGUGAGCCGUGCCAUUGGAAAGCUUCUGUUUGCACAUAAUCGCCACCUCGACGAUGGUCCCGACGCUGCUCUCCAGAGGUGAUGUGAGCUGAGCCAUCGGUGGAGCCGCAGAGGAGCUGUGCGUGUGUCGAGGUGCUGAUGCGGCUGUGACAGGAGCGAGCAUGGCUGCCGGGAAGUUACUGCUCUACGCCGGGCUCUCUCUGUCUCUUUGCGCCCUGGGAAUGCUGGCCGUGGCGAUGUGCUCCGAUCACUGGUACGAGACUGACGCCAGGAGGUACAGGGACCGGUGCCGAAGCUACUCCACCCGCCGCAAGGACCCGGGCUUCAUCUACAUCCCCAACAACAGCCUACCGCUGCGGGCCAGCCGGAGCAGCCUGCCCCGCUGGGAGGAGAAGCUGCUGCUCGCCCGGAACCGGCGGCAGCUGUUCGCCAUGAGCGCUGCGGACGACUGUCACCGGCAGUAUAACUCAACCAACAUGGGGCUGUGGAGGAAAUGCCAUCGGCUGGGUUUUGACCAGGAAAUCGAAGAUCUCAUCCGGAAAGGUUCCAUUGUAAGGUGCUCCUACAUCAAGUAUCACUACUCCUCGGCUACGAUACCCAAAAACCUCUCCAACAACAUCACCAAGACAAUUAGGCAGGACGAAUGGCACUCCCUACACUUGCGACGGAUGACAGCUGGUUUCAUGGGCAUGGCUGUGGCCAUCAUCCUAUUCGGCUGGACCAUCGGAGUGCUGGGCUGUUGUUGGGAUCGAGGCCUCAUGCAAUAUGUGGCCGGCCUUCUCUUCCUCAUGGGAGGAACAUUCUGCAUCAUCUCCCUCUGUACCUGUGUUGCCGGCAUCAAUUUCGAGCUUUCCCGUUACCCACGGCACCUGUACGGCCUGCCUGAUGACAUCGGCCACGGCUACGGCUGGUCCAUGUUCUGCGCCUGGGGAGGCCUCGGCCUCACCCUCAUUGCUGGCUUCUUCUGCACCCUGGCACCCUCUGUCCAGCCAAUACCCCGCUCCACCUGCCCCAAGUCUCGACAGGAGAAUGGCACCGUCUGCUAAAGCUUGCAACUGUGAGAAGACUAGUGAAUCCACAGAUUGACAACACACAAACAGAACACCUGGUCCAUGUGUUCAUCAAUCUACUCAUCUCCACUCUAUCCGGGUUACAGAUUUAGUUUUUUUUUUUUUUUUUUUUUUAAUUUGUGUGUAUGUGUGUGUUUAAAAUGGUUGUCUAGAUGAUCUGCUAUCUUGAAAAUACAAGAAAAAACUGCAGAACUACUGAAAUAUUAUCAAAAAUUUGAAGUUGUGCUUGUUUUAUUAAUAUAAAGCAGAUACAGAAAUGGACAAUUAUACCCAGAAAGAUUUGGAAGAAGACUAAACUGUGACGAAUAAGUGGCUGUGGCAGACGAGUGGCUCUAGACCUCUGGUAAUGGACAGUGAUGGUUAGCCUGAGAACUACUUCUAUUAACUGCUCUACCGUAAUUGUGGAGAAUUAAAUGAAUCAGCAGAACUAGACGGAUAAAUCGGAUCAGUUCAAAAUCUUGUGGAUGUUUCUGAUGGAUUUCACCUCUUGGAGCCUCCUGUGGGAUAAUUCACAAUGGAAUGGAGCAGACAUUAAACCACGUGACUUGUCGGAGUGACUUCAUGUUUGGUGGCGAUUAGUUAAGUCUGUGUUCCAGCUUCUGAGGUCCCUCCACUUACAUGUGACAGGCAGGCGAUGAGGAGCUCCAGGACCUCCACUGUUGUACAUUAUUGUACAGAAUAUUCCAGAAAAGUGACAACCAGGAACUGUCAUUUUGGACUAUUUUUCUUCUUGUGUACAGUUGUGAACAAAAGUUGACAUACACUUGCAGAGACUAUUUAUAUCAUGGUAGUUAUGAGUUUUAUAUCCAUCUGUGUCACAAAAAAAACAUGCAUUUAGUUUUUUCAUAGGUUUAUUAUAGGUCUUUGGAAAUAUGACUAAAUAUGCUGGAUCAAAAAUAUACAUACAGCAACUUGAAUUAUCAAUUGUGGUGAUGUAGGAAGCUGUGUUAAAUAAAUUUCCUUCGUGGCAUCUCCUCUUAACUUCUGAGUGAUUACGAUUGACUACAGCUGCUGACUCUGAGCCAAUUUAAAUAGGGCCUAUCUGAUACAGUCAGACUAAACCACAAACACUACAGCUGAAAAGUGUGAGGGCCUCAGCAUAGAUCUGACAAAGCAAUCCAUUGACCUGAACAAGUCAAUACUCACUUGGAGCCAUUUCAAAGCAGAGAAAGAUCCUAAAAUCAUAUCUGCAAACAAUUGUUUGUAAGUAUAAAGAGCACAGUUGUGUUGUUGCGACAUUCAGAAAGAAAAUGAAAGCUAUUACCUGCUGCUGAAAGACAAUCGAUCACCAAGUAUGAUCAAAAAGUAGGUCUGCAAUGAAUUAAAACCUGCUGGAAUGCAGGUGUCUGCAUCCACAGUCAAGUCUGUUAUAUAUUGCCCUGGUCUGAGAGGCGGCCAUGCAAGAAGGAAGCAGCACCUUAAGGCUCAACUGAAGUUUGCUGUUGACCGCGUGAACAAUUAAAAGGCCUUCGGGAAGAAAAUUCGGUGGUGCAAUAAAGCAAAAAAAAUAGCUACUUGGCCACAAUGAUCAGAAAUAUUUUUAGAGAAGUUGAGAGCUUUAUCCCUAAAAACACCACAGGUACCGCCAAGCAUGGUGGUGGCAGUAUGAUGCAUAAAAUGAUGCGUAAAAUGAUGUUCAGAGGCUGUUUUGCUGCAAGUGGAACUGGUGCUUUAUAUGAAGUAAAUGGAAUCACAAGACAUGAAGAUUGCCUCCACAUUCUUCAAAAAAAAAACUAAAAUCAUCAGCCAGAAGAUUGGCUCUUGGAUGUGUUUGAAAGUUCCAACAAGACAAUGACCCCAAAUACAAAUCAAACAUGGUUUAAAUUGAGGCUACAAUUAAGGUUUUAGGCUGGCCAAAAUCCUGACCUAAACCCCAUCAAGAACCUGUGGACUGUGCUGAGAUAAGUCUGUGUCAAAAAGCCAACAAAUGUCAUUGAAUUGCACCAGUUAUUUCAAAAGGAAUGGCCAAAGAAACAACCAGAAACUUGCCAGAAGCUGUGGAUGGCUACCAAAAGUGCCUAGUUGUGGUAAAAAUUGCCAAGGGACAUUUUACCAAAUAUUAGCACUACUGUAUGUCUAUUUUUGACCCAGCAGAUUUUGUCAUAUUUCCAGAAGACGUAUAAUAAAUCUAUGAAAGAACCAGAAUUAGGGAUUGUUUAAAAAUUCAUGACUGCUAAAAUGACAUAGUCAUUGAAGGCUGAAGACAGUCAUCAUACACAUGGUCUUUACAAGUGUAUGUAAACUUUCAUUUACAACCGUAGGUGCAUUCCAUUCCAUCAGAUAAUGCCAUAUAGUGUUUUAUACAUGCAUUCCUCUUUUAUUCAAAGUGUAUUUUCCUUUUUACUGAACCACUACUGUUGUGAACAAACUGUUAACUAAGCAUACAUUCAGACCAAACGUGUUUUUUUUCCAUUCUAGUGAUAGAGGUAAAUGUAUGUGUAUGAGUGUGUGUGUGUGUUUGGGGAGGGGUUGUUUUGAAGUCGCUAUAGAAAAAAAGCAUUUAAAAAAAAACAUAAUGGCAAAGUGCAGCCCUGCUUAGAGUAUGUAGAAAGGCAAGAUCUUUGAUGAACUGAGAGAUGGACUGAAGAGAUGCUGUAUUCUGUUUAACCUAAAAGACAUCUGCCUUACCAUCUUUUGUGAGAUUCACAGCAUACAUGGCAAAUACAGUAAAUACAGUGAAUUUAAAGGGGGAAGCAUAUUAAGCUCUGUGUUCUGCUGCCUUGAGCAACUGUGGAGUAAUUACAUUUUCCCCCAGGAAUCUGUGAAGCUCCACUGUUUCUCUAAGCACACAGCUUUUCCUAAAGAUUUUUUUUUGUCAACAGCUGAGACCUGGGAAUCCUGUCUGCAGACCCUCCUCCAUCCAAGAGGAGGGUAAACAAUGCAGUACCUAAGCACAAGAUUAAAAAAGGUCACAUCUUACUAAAUGAAAGAUGUCUAGACUGAAGAAGGAAAAUGUUCUGUAUCUGCAAGAUAGGCCUCAGCUGCCAGCCAUGACUAACAAAUGGGCUAGCAUGGGCUUUAAUAAACCUAUGCAAAUUGAGGAGGAUGGUCAUUUACUUUCUCACUAAGGCCAAACAAAGCAGCUACCUGCAGGCACCUCCAAAGCUGAGCCUUGAACUCUAACAAUGCAAUGACAAACACUGCUACAAAAGGGUAGUGCGACCACAGACGUGAUUGUUGACUGGAACCAUGUAUUAAAACCCUGCAGUGGAUCAACUCCAAAAACAAAAUCUGGACUGUUCAAGAAUAAUUCUGGUUGAUUACAGCUUGGGUCAUAUCUUUGUUGCUUUGGCCAUUUUUCAACAGUAGUGUUUCAUUGUAACAGGGUUAAUGGAUUUCUCAGAUAUGUUUUUUGUGCAUAUGUGGUUUAAGAAACUCAGAUACGCUACCCGUUGUCCUCUGAAACUGGAUUACUGCAAAGAUUUAGGUUUAGGUCAGUGAGUCUCAAGCUGUUUUGGAUGUGGGGCAAGCAGGAUGCUGCAGUGAGAGAUGAGGUAAAUUUGAGCAACUCUUUUCAGAAACUCAAAAUCAAAUGCUGUUUAGGCUACUAGUAUGUUUCAUCACAACUACUUAUGAACAGGUUGAAUAGCUUCAGUGCCCUUCUAAUGUGGGAAACAGUGGUCUGUUUCUGUGACUUUCUGAGCGUGACAUUGCAACACCCAACCACUUUACGAUGUGAUUAGUCAACUGUGUGGAUGAAAGGAAGUAAGCAAGGUUUGAAAUUGUUUCUUAAGUUUUUUUCUCCAUGUAAUAAACCAUUUUCUGCCACUUUACACGUCAACAAAUGAGUGUAAAAAAAAUUAUAAACGGUUUCAACGAGAGACUGAAAAUAUGAGGAUGCUCAGAUAUGUGCAUCCCCAUACUUAAAUGAUUUCCAUGUUUGGCUCUCUCACUGAUGGCUGCCCUUUAAUCCUGACUUUGAUGGCAGUCAUUUGGGAAAGUGGCAAAACCUUUAUGAUUUCCAAACUGGUUGGGAGGUGUUCUUUUCUUAUUUUUCUGGCAUAUCAAGCCUGAAUGAGAAGCUAUAUGUAUUCCAGGGAUGACAGAUGAAAAGUAAAAUGGCUAAUGUGCACAGUAAGUAAAUAAAAUACUUCAAAAGUUCAA
Amphiprion ocellaris (clown anemonefish) is the source of this 5449-nucleotide messenger RNA. It is a transcript of the gene tmem178bb, whose product is annotated as transmembrane protein 178Bb. Lineage: Eukaryota; Metazoa; Chordata; Actinopteri; Pomacentridae. The record is from RefSeq and is a predicted model, not a curated record. The coding region runs from base 437 to 1321 and encodes 294 amino acids. The transcript is spliced from 5 exons. Gene Ontology annotation, cellular component: membrane.